Menidia menidia (Atlantic silverside) is the source of this 1906-nucleotide messenger RNA. The record is from the annotation of a GenBank genome assembly. NCBI's taxonomy places the organism in Eukaryota, Metazoa, Chordata, Actinopteri, Atheriniformes, Atherinopsidae.
AUGAAGGAAACAAACAUCCAUCCAGAGGGGCCGGGAGACGGCGAGAGGCAGGAGGAAAGGCAGGAGGCCGAAGAAGGGACGAUUAAACCCGUCUGGCUGGGAGGACGACGACACAUUAACGCUGCUAAGAAGAAAGAUAAGGACGCCGCUGGGACCCGAAACCACGAGCUGCCCACUCUCUGCUCACAUAAACGGACACUUUUCCUGCCGUCACGAAACACGUCGAUUUUUAGCAGAAUGGCCCAAGAGACGAACCAGAGCCCGGUUCCCAUGCUUUGUGCCACAGGCUGCGGCUUCUAUGGCAACCCAAGAACCAAUGGCAUGUGCUCGGUGUGCUACAAGGAGCACCUGAAUCGACAGCAGAGCAGUGACCGCAUGAGCCCGAUGAGCCCGAUGAGUGCUGCUGCUAGUCCUACCUCAGAGGCCUCAGCCAUCCAGAGACUAGAAGCCAGUCUAGCUAAGGUUGAUGCCUCCCCUGCCUCUUCACCAGACAUGUCUAGAACUGUUCAAGGAUCUCUUCCUGUGACUCAACAAAUGACAGAGAUGAGCAUCUCGAAUGAGGACAAGCCUGAACCCCUUGAGCCAGUUGUAAGCCAGCCUGCCGCUUCUAGUCCUACUCCUGUAGCUUCUUCCAGUGUUGAAGAAAGCCAGGGUGACACCCCCAAGCCUAAGAAAAAUAGAUGCUUCAUGUGCCGCAAAAGAGUUGGCCUUACAGGGUUUGACUGUCGUUGUGGCAACCUGUUCUGCGGCAUCCAUCGAUACUCCGACAAGCACAACUGUCCCUAUGAUUACAAGGCCGAGGCUGCUGCCAAGAUCCGUAAAGAGAAUCCUGUGGUUGUGGCUGACAAGAUCCAGAGAAUAUAGAUUUGACACAUUGGCAGUGUUGGAAACAACAAACCACCUUGACAGAGACUGCAGUAUGAGUGUGAACCUUUCAAAUGCGCAUGAGUGGCUAACUGAGGAUCGAAAGGACUUGAUUUACAAAUUACAACCUCAAGGAAAUUAUGGGGGAAAAAAGAAGAAAAAAUGGAAAAGAUCCUGUGUGAUGGAGAUGCAUGAAUGAUCACUUCUUCUGUUUUUUUUUUAAUUCAUUAGUUUGUUUGAUCCUGUUUUCUGUGGUGUGACUUUGCCGCUGUUGAGUCCUUUUCUUUCUUUCUAAGAAUAUGUAUUGUCUUAUAAAGAGCAGACCAGGCUAAAUGUCCAGGAUAUGCUGUGCUCCUCUCACCCCUACCAGGCGCCAUUUUGUGCCAAACAGUCAUUUUACUCAGACCCCGUGUCGGACACAUACAGGUCAUUGAAAGCGUUCAGAAGCGGCCCACGCGAGUUGUGUCCCCUCGACUUCCCCGCCACACGCUCCGUUUGCACUGGAGUGGGCCGUCGUCGCCCUCCAUGCACAGGAGGGUUUGUUACUUUGUCUCUCCUAGCUUUACCUACCUCACAGCUGCUGUGGUAAGCCGCGUUGUCUUCCCCUUUACUUUACCGUCAGCUUUCACCCGAGCAGGACUGUGGAUCAUCCCGACUGUGGCCCUCAGACCGCCUACUCCCCGUUGACAUUGAUUGUUUGCUUGUCAUGAGUUCCUAGUGAUGAGGUAUCUUGCUAGCUUCAGACAAAUGACUCCACUUUACAAUGAAACUCAACAUUCACAAUAGAUAUAAACGUAAUGCAGCGUUUCCCUCAACUGGUUCAAGAUGACAUCGUUCUCAGACGCCUGGUGCAGGGCUGUGUGUGUGUGUGUGUGUGUGUGGCCUGAGAGGAAGGACGGCACCCUUUCCUGGUGGUCCUGGUGGGUGGAUUUAGGCUACAAUAUUGAAGGGGCAUAAAUGAAUGGAAUAAAUGCAUGUGUUACUCUUCAUCUGCAUUAGUGUUUCAGAAAUAUCACUCAGCUUAGGGUUUUGGAUAUUUUAU